This is a messenger RNA of Amaranthus tricolor (Joseph's coat), 2078 nucleotides long. Its product is annotated as trans-resveratrol di-O-methyltransferase-like. The record is from RefSeq and is a predicted model, not a curated record. The transcript is spliced from 2 exons. Bases 805 to 1899 code for a protein of 364 amino acids. Gene Ontology annotation, molecular function: S-adenosylmethionine-dependent methyltransferase activity; protein dimerization activity; O-methyltransferase activity. Gene Ontology annotation, biological process: methylation. NCBI's taxonomy places the organism in Eukaryota, Viridiplantae, Streptophyta, Magnoliopsida, Caryophyllales, Amaranthaceae.
AAUAAUAAUAAUAAUAAAAUACAAAUAAUAUUAAUAAUAAUAAUAAUAUUAUAAUAAUAUUAAUAAUAAUAUUAAUAAUAAUAAUUUACUAAGACGUAUAAUAAUUUAAAUAAUAAUGUAAAUAAUAAAAAAAGAAAAAAAAACCAGUCGCAUAAAAACCGUGAGCAGACCACGGUGGAGUCGUACAAAUCGUGCGAGUGGACCACGGUGGAGUUGCACAAAACGUGUGAGUGGACCACGGUCCAGUCGCACGUUUUGUGCGAUUGAACCAUGGUUCACUCGCCCAGUUUUUGCGACUUUCUUUUUUUUUUAAAAAAAAAAUACACCGAUUCAAAUCGAUUAAAGUACGUACCGGAUCCGAUUCAUAGUCGCUUUCGUUAGCCAUAGUUAAUCGAUUCCAACUAACAGCUUGUUUAAAAUUGAAGAACGUUUUUAGAGAGUUUUUAGAGAGAUAGUACCGUGUUUGAAUUCGUAUAUCAUACAAGGGCGCGUCUGAAAAUUUAAUAUAUAUAGGGUCGCGAUAAAAAUGUUCGAGAUUACGUUUAAACUUUAAAUUUAAUGUUUUUAAAGUGAUAAUAGUGUUAAACAAGUUUUAAGUGCAGGAGCAAAUUCGUAAUUUCAUUAGGAGGUAGCGAUAAAAUAAAAAGGGUGACGAUAUAUAAGAAUGUACCGUCCCAUCGUGAUCAAGUUAGCGCCUUAGAAAUGUGUGUAGUUAUACUCUUUAUUAUCUAUAUAAAUAAUGGAACUCGUAAUAGAUGAAAAGCACUAGCCAAUAGAACUAGUAAGUUGUAAUAAUACAAACAAAUGGAUUCUUCUACCUUUACUAAUGAAGAAGCAAAAGAGCUAUUAGAAGCCCAAAAUAAUAUAUGGAAACACACUUUCUACUACCUCAAAUCUAUGGCCUUAAAAUGUGCCCUUCAACUUGACAUUCCAGAUACUAUUCAUAAACAUGGAAAGCCCAUGUCUUUGAAUGAACUAGCCACUUCACUUCCAAUUCACCCCAAUAAUAUUCCUUCCCUUGAUCGUCUAAUGCGUAUUCUAGAAUCUUCUAACUUCUUCUCCAAGAAGCUUCUAGAAGAUGGAGGAUAUGGGUUUGAUCUUACAUUGAGCUCCCAACUCCUGCGGAAAAAACACCCACUUACUCAAGCACAAUUUGCUCUUACACUGCUUGAGCAAAUGUUAACUGAUCCAUCUCAUCAUCUUGCAAGCUGGUUCCAAAAUGGUGCAGAAUCCUCCUUCCAUGUUUUAAAUGGAAUGAGUUUCUGGGAGCAAGUGAGCCAUGAUUCUAAGUUUAAUCAGCGUUUUAAUGAAGCCAUGGAAUGUGAUUCGAGAUUCGUAACAAGCUUGUUGGUGAAUAACAAGAGUUUUAAGGGCAUAUUUGAGGGUAUUGAAACGUUGGUGGAUGUAGGGGGUGGUAAUGGGACUACUGUUAAGGCCAUUACUGAGGCUUAUCCAUGGCUGAAGUGCAGUGUUCUUGACUUACCACAUGUUGUCCAAGGAUUACAGGAGAAAGCUUCAAGUAAUGUUAAGUUUGUAGCAGGUGAUAUGUUUGAAGGUGUUCCUCCUGCUGAUGCUGUCUUACUUAAGUGGAUGCUACAUGGUUGGAGUGAUAAUGAUUGUAUAAAGAUACUUAAACAAUGCAGAGAAGCAAUUCUUAGCAAAAACAAAGAAGGGAAGGUGAUAAUCAUAGACUUUGUGGUGGAAUCUGAAAAUGAUGAGAUGAAAUCAAAAGAAACAAAUACAAAAUAUUUAUUUGAUAUGCUGCUGAUGUCUAUCUUUGGAGAUGGAAAGGAAAGAACAGAACACCAAUUGAAGAAUCUUUUUCAACAAGCUGGUUUUAGUGAUUAUAAGAUUAAUCCAAUUUUGGGUUUAAGAUCAAUCAUUGAGGUUUAUCCUUGAAAAAAAGUUUAAAGUUUUCAUAUGUAUGAUAAUUUGAUUUGUGUUAAUUUGUGUUUUUCCGUCCGUUUGGAUUAAUUGUGGGUGUUUCGAAGCUUAUCAGUAUGAUUUAAUGCAUAAGCUUAAUUAUUAUUGCAAAUGUUAAUAUGCACUUGCUUAUAAUAAAGGUGUUGUUUUGUUAC